Scleropages formosus (Asian bonytongue) is the source of this 6568-nucleotide messenger RNA. Its product is annotated as protein phosphatase 1 regulatory subunit 29-like. The record is from RefSeq and is a predicted model, not a curated record. Gene Ontology annotation, molecular function: protein binding. The transcript has 6 exons. The coding region runs from base 1148 to 3952 and encodes 934 amino acids. Gene Ontology annotation, cellular component: plasma membrane. Lineage: Eukaryota; Metazoa; Chordata; Actinopteri; Osteoglossiformes; Osteoglossidae.
CACUAGGUCAGCGCUAGCCGAAGGUAUUUUACAAAGGAUCGUCUUUAGCUGUGUUUCGCGCUGACAGGCCAGCAUUCGUGUUCGCGUUGCCUCUUGGUGUUUGUGCGCGCGGGAGUGGCAGCGGCGGUGGCGCGGAUCUGGACUCCCUCUGGAAAGCGUCCCUCUCCGACACCGCGCGCGCACACAUAUCCCCCGCUCUCUCUCUCUCUCUCUCUCUCUCUCUCUCUCUCUCUCACACACACACAUAGACACACACACUGCGUGUUUCAGGAAAAACAGCUCUUAAUUCGUUCCACGCGGCGGAACGGAGCUCCACCGAGGAACUGCGGCUCUGCGAGAACCUCUGGAGAUCCCACCGUCGAGGGAGGAGAUGGUUUCAAGGCAGAGGAAACCAAACAGCCAAGUGGUUUGCUGGAUCAAGUCUGGGGUCCCACCUGCAGCUGAGCAAGCUUUUCACCCUGAUCCACCACCUCUGCCUCUCGAGAGGGGUGGGCGUGCAUAAGUCUCUCGUUUCUAAUUGGCCGGAAAGGGUCCCACGUUCUCUACUCCAGGGGGGCCGUUGCAACGCACGCCAGCGGAGGAGCAGAUCCCAUGCGCGGUACGCUCCAGUCUCCUGUAUGUCGUUUUACAGCUGGUUCUAAAGCAUGGUGGUCUGGAAAUAAGACCCAACAUAGCUCCCUUGGCGGAUCAGUACUCUAGAGUCCUCCCCGAGUGAGGGAGAGGUGGAGGAGAGAGGGCAAAAUCCAGGUGGGAGUAAAUAAAAAAAGAAAGAACAGGGAAGAAAGUGAGAGGUCCGUCACUGAAACUGGACUCUGAUUGGAUGUCAGAUGUCAGGGUCUCUGCAUUGUUCUCCCCUUCCUGGGAAGAAGAACAGGUGAAAAAAGAGACACCAUGAGGAGGCCCUGUGCUGCAGAGCGUAGCCUGCCAUGGAAUGACCCGGAAUGGGGACUGUGCUGACUGCCUUGCUGCACUUAAAGUUGUGAUUGCAACUGAAAAGCUCUUCUCUCCAGACAUACUUGGCCCCUUGACACUGUCACCAUUACCUAUUUUCUGAAUCUGUGCCCCUUUGAUACUCCCUGAGUUAAACCCAAGCCCAAAAACAAAAUUCUUUUCCUUCCCCCAACUCUCACACAGUUUUGUUUCCAUCAUGAAGAUCUUCUUCCCUUUGUCUGCCCAUCCUUGUCCUUCCAUCUCAACACUUCUCUUCUCCCUACUCCCACUUCUUAUACUCUUGAGGCUGCCGGUGCUGGUGCAGGGUGACUGCUGGCUUAUAGAGGGGGACAAGGGCUAUGUGUGGUUGGCCAUCUGCAGCCAGAACCAGCCCCCCUAUGAGACUAUCCCCCAGCACAUCAACAACACAGUGCAUGACUUGCGCCUCAAUGAGAACAAGCUGAAAGCUGUCCUGUUCGCUUCACUGAGUCGCUUCACUAACCUGACCGAUCUAAAUCUCACCAAGAAUGAAAUUUCCUACAUAGAGGAUGGAGCCUUUGCAGGGCAGGCCAACCUGCAGGUUUUGCAGCUGGGCUACAACAAGUUGACCAAUCUGACGGAGGGCAUGCUUCGGGGCCUGGGGCGCAUGCAGUGCCUCUACCUGCAGCACAACCUCAUUGAGGCCGUUGCUUAUAAUGCCUUCUGGGAAUGCCCUAGCCUCAGCAGCCUGGACUUAUCCUCCAACAAGCUGGCACGCUUGGAUGCCUCCACCUUCACCAGCCUCAGCCGACUGAUGGUGUGUGAGCUGGCUGGAAAUCCUUUCCACUGCAACUGCGAGCUCUAUAGUUUCCUCACCUGGCUUGAAGCCUUCAACAACGUGACCCACACCUACGAUCGGCUGCAGUGUGAGACCCCUCGGGAGUUCUUUGGCUUCCCUCUGCUGAGUCCUGUUGCCGGUCAUGGGCGAAAUGCCCGCACCAUUCUGUCAUCAAUGUGCCGGGACGGCAUUUUCAUUACCGGGAUAACUUCACUACCCCCAGAUUCUGAAUCCUCAGGCGUAGGGCCAGACAUGUCAGACCGUGUUGGACCUUUUCACCAGCCUACCACCUCUUCUUCUGCUGACUCCAGCUACAGCCCUAGUAUCAAGCUUCAGCGUGUUUCAUUGACCACAGCCUCCUUGUUGGUCCAAAUCCCCAGACCCUACAGCAAGAUGUACAUCCUGGUGCAGUACAACAACAGCUAUGUGUCUGAUGUCAUGAACCUUAAAAAUAAGAAGGAAAUUGUAACCCUGAGCAAUCUCAAGGCCCACACUAACUAUACAUUUUGUGUGGCCUCAAUUCGUGCUUCCCAGCGUUACAAUCACACAUGCCUGUCCUUUGCUACACGUAUGCUGAAUUCAGACAACAUAAGACCCACUCCUUCCACCACUACUCACUACAUAAUGACUAUCCUGGGUUGCCUCUUUGGAAUGCUUAUCGUGCUAGGACUGGUCUACUAUUGUUUGCGCAAACGCCGCAUGCAAGAGGAGAAGCAAAACUCCAUUUGUGUCAAGAAGACUAUUCUGGAGAUGCGAUAUGGGCCAGAGGCAGCUGCAGCUGCCGCAGCUAGCGACCCUUCAGCUGUACAGAAGCUUCAUGAGCACCACCAGCACCACCACAGCAAGCUUCCACCCUCAGCCUCAUCUAGCACUGGGAUGCUGCAUGGCUCAACUGCCACAAGCUCUUCCCGCCUCUCUUCCAUUCCCCAGGUGGAGAAGAUGGUCACUGCUUUUUCUGAAGCCAUGGCCUCAAAUAAAGGGAACUACAUGGAUGUGAGAACUUCUGUGUCUGGGGAGGACAGAAGUAGAGACGGUGGACUGCCAGGCAUGGGAGAUGAUAGUUUACAAGAAGAUGAGGUGUCCGACAUUGGUGAGGACUCGGAUGAUGAUGGCCGAGGUUCUGCAUCAGAAAUCUCCACUAUUGCCAUGGAGGUGGACAAAGUCAACCAGAUCAUCAACAACUGCAUUGAUGCUCUUAAGCUGGACUCUGCAGCUGUGGCAGCUGCGGCUGCUGUGGCUGCCUCCACAGUAACAAGUCCCACGUCCCCCCCUCCAACUUGCACAUCUCCUUUGACCAGGGGCCACAUCCCCAUGUCAUCUGGCAUUACUGAAACUUGUCAGAUCUUAGCUUCUCCAAAAAUUCCACCGCCACCUCCUCUUCCCUUUUCCCUGCCUCACUCAGAAAGGCCAGGGAUCAGUGGUGGUGGCUUUCUCUCCCCUCCUUAUCGCCCCCCUCCACCUGCCACAGCAGUCCGGCCUUUGCAGAGGCACUUGAGUGCAGAUGCAGCAGUGGUGGUUAUGGGGUCUGCCAAGAAGCAAUGUAGUGUCUCCUCUAGUGGCUCUGUGAAGAGUGCCCGCGUCUUUAGCCUAGAUGUCCCUGAUCCCCGGAGCAUGGACCCAUGUCAUUAUCAGGAGAAGGGUAGCCCAGUAGGGUGCGGGGAGCCCCUAGACAGACUUCCCCUGGUGGGGUCUGGGGGAGGUGGGAGUGCUGGCAGUGGCGGUGGCAGCAGCAGUGGUGAAGCUGGUGUAGGCCCAGGUGAUCAACCACAGACGGAGGCGCAUUCGGACUUCCCCUGCGCCGAGCACCGUCACUCUGUCCCAGCCCUCUACUAUGAGGGUUCUGCCAACUCUCCCACCCAGAAAGCCUCCUUUCUCAAUCCCCUUACCCGUGCCAAGAGAGACGCUACCUCCUACUCCCAACUCUCACCUCGUCACCACAACUUCUCUGGCUACUCCUCCAGCCCUGAGUACUCCACUGAGAACACGCUUAGGAUCUGGGAGCGCUUCCGACCCUACCGGAAGACCCCUCGGGAGGAGGCCUGCUACGUGACGGCGGGGAACGCCCUGCGUAAGAAGGCCCUGACCAACCACAGAUGGGGAUGGGAUGAAGGGUGGUAUGCUGAUCAAAGUAGGUCUAAAAUUUCAACGUCACGCAGGUUUGUCCGUGUCCAGGAGAAAGGGUGGAUGUGGCCAUACCCCCACUGACAGCUACUGUAAAUCUGUAAUGGAGGCAUCAAUUUCCGGUAAACACUGGCUCUGAAGGCUCGCUGUCAGCUUUACACUUAUGUAUACCGAUAUCUUUACUCAUAAUUUAAAACCCUCAGAUCUCACCAGCUGACUUUUAAGUUGCAUAUGUAUUUCAGGAGACUGCCUCAAAAUAUUUCCCAAGGGGCACUGGGUGUUUCCUGUAGAUGUAUUUUCUAAUAUUAGGAUUGCGGCAACAGUUUUGACCUUAAGCUUGUCUAAGUGACAUCCAAUUUACUGGCCUGUAUUCUUUGUACCCAUUGAAAAAUGUAGGUGGGAAUCAGAAGCAAAAGCUUGCUUGAAAAGGAAUGCUGUUUUCUGCAGUGCCUUAAAGUUUUCACCUUGAGUUGAAAGUUACUACCAAGUAAUCUUUUUUUUUUUUUUUUUUUUUUCUAUCCGUGGCUUACUCUUUUUCCUGUUUACGUUAGACAGGUUUAUUUUGUCAUUGAAUCACUGAGAGAAGGAACUGUCAGACAUGAGCAGAAUCAAGUGCUGGAUUUGCACGAGCUCAGAGAUUGUUAAAGGACAAAAAAAAUGGGGCUCCAGUAAAGGAUGUCCUGAGUGCAGUUUUCAACAUAGGGUCUCCUUAACUGGAUUAACUCAAGAUCCAGCUUUCCAUCUGUCAUCUGACUCAAGGUAAAAUAACAUUUAUACGUGGAUAUAUAGGUAGAAGAGAAGAAGAGAAAUGGGUGAACAAUGAAAAGAAAGAAAAGGAAUGUGACAGGGGACAGGGAUGGUGUGACAUUUAAUCUGACACAUGAAAGGUGGUUAAGUAUGAUGUAAUGGAGCCUUUGACAUUUGAAAGAUGAGGGGGAGGUUGGGAAGGAAAAGAAGAAGAGAGAUGUAACAAAGGGAGAAAAGUUGGAAAAUUUAUUGAAAUUAUGAAAUGCCUAACAGAACAAGAAAGAUUCUUUUUUUCCCAAUGGUGUUGUGCUCAUUAAUUACUGGGGCCUACAAGUUGGACCCUGUGCACUGACAGGUGAUACCUAUUGCCCGAGUGAAAAUCAUCAAUCCAUAUGAAUCAAUCCAAUUUGUGUCGUGCCACUUAAUAUAUGUGGUUUCAAUGUGUCCAUUUGUGUGCCAUGUGUCUAAUUUGGUGCAACGAAUACACUACGUUUUGAAAACACCCUAAUGUCUCUCAUUAAUUGUGCGUAUUACAUAUUUCUUCAUAAUGACCACAAAUCUGUGUGACAUUUGCAGGAUUCCCCUUUUAGUAGUUAGAAGUAUUCAUACAACACACAAAAUCAUCUUUAUGAUUACUCGUUCAUUUAGUCCCCCCAAAGUCACUUACAAUGUUAGGUAUAUGGACUAAACUUAGUUAUUUGCCCAUUUGAACAGCUGGGUAAUUUGUACCGGAGUAAUUCAAUGUAAGUAGAACUGAAGGUUCUACAGACGGCGCAGAAUUCAAACCUUCAAUUAGAAAGUGACAGCUGAUACCCCUGUUACUCACUGGCGCCUUCUCUCGUUCACACUACUUCAGGUUUCUUGCUAAAUUUUUGGUUCUUUAACUAAGUCCCUUCUCUAACCACGAGAGAAGCCUUCUUCGUUGGAAGAGCGUAUGAUCAUACCUGUGGUUAAGUGUACUAACAGUGGAGCCUGGUUCUGAUGGGACUUGCAUUAGCGUGGAAUUUUCACAUUAGCGUGGUUCAGACGCAUUCUGUUUGACGGAAGCGGAUCGGAAAAAAGCACAUGUUGAUUUUUUUAAUGGGCUGUUUGGCCACAAAGAUGUGAUUUAAGGUUCAGCCAGUUUUAACUUUGAGCAGCAUAUUGACAGACUGAAAGAAAGGAGCACUGAGGAUUUUAAACAAAACCCUAAUUACUGCGGCAAUUAAUAAGAAAAGGCAGGUACAGCCUUCAGAGUUUCUACUGUUUUUGCAGUCUUUUGAUUUACAUUAGCUGUUUUUAGAGGCAUCAUAAGAGAAAUGACAUGGAAAUGUAGGUGUUUCCGGGGGUGUUUCAACAAGGCAGUUUGAAGAAAAUUCUUUUCCUUUUGUGCUUUUCCUUUCAUUGCACUCGCUUGUUGAUUUCCAUGAUUCACGCACUGCCGUAUAGCAGGUCGUGGAGGAGGCUACAUUACUAGAAUAAGGCUAAGAAAUGGUUUGCUUGGGACUAACUGCCCUUGUUUGCAUUUGUAAACCACCCCUUUUAUGUACACACAAAUAUAUAUGUGUCUAUUGAGAACAGUUAUCAUUAAGAAGCAAAUUUUAGUUUUGGAACUUCGCCCGGCUUGGUUGAGCUUGCUUACUGAAAUAUUACGUGCCAAAAUGUGGGAUGUGUUGCCAACGGUAGAUUUUUAUCAAAUAUAGGAAAAUGUUUUGUUUUUUAUUUUGUUUAGUUAGAUUUUCUCCCAUCUAAUUUUUUUAGUCUUUGAGUUCUUGUUACAAAGACUUGGGAAACAAAUACAACAAUCUGUGAAUUUUGUACACUUAAAUAACAUAUGACUUUUUUACCGAGCUCGAUCUGUAUGUCAUUGUUCUUAUUUUUCUUUUGGGGUGAGAUGCUUCAGGGAAGGGAAGUUUUUGGAUGGGUUAGGGAUACACAGUGAUCUGUAUUAAAAAGUAAGAAAAAAAAAACAUU